CUGCGAAGUGGCGCGCCUUGAGAGACAGAGACGGGAAAGGUAUGGACAAUCUGGCGGGCACCUUUCUCUUAUGAUGCAAUGUGUCAUGUCACUCGGCAUAAUGUGGUUUGCUUGCAUGCCCUGUUAACUCGUUUCAAUUUUUGUAAAAUGAUAUUAAUUUAGUUUGAAUGCCCCUAAAUAAUUCAUCUCGUCACUUUAUCAAAUCGCAUAGUGACCCAAACUCUGCUUAAAUUUCCUAGAAGUCUACUUAACGUAAAGUCAAAUAUUGGUAGGAAAUAAAAGCUCGAUACCAUAGUUUCAAGACAAUUCUUCGCCUUAAUUGUUGCGUAUUAGUGAUUUGUACGAACGUAAUUCUUUAUAUGCUGUUAGUAGCAAACGAAGAAUUCAAUGAGUUUCGUAUUGGCUACAAAACUGGGUAAGCUCUAAAUGUACAGCUUGCUUGGCGAUGUGUAACUGCAGCGACAACUGCAGUGUGUUCAAUAUUUCUUUUUAAUAUUGUCUUUACCAGAAAGAGAGGAUGGCAUGAACGGUAUACGAUUUGCAAUGACAACGGUUUUGAUAUUUCGCUUUAGCAAUAUUUUUUUAUUGUUUUGUUUUGAAGGUCUUGACUACGAAACUACAAAUUUUGUGUGCCGUUAGCUCUAUUUUAAGGAUACCGUGGCGCUUCGAUUUAUUCGCUGCUGCUGGCUUUACCUUUUAAUAAAGCUGCAUUUUUUCUCUAGAAGGUCGUCAUAACGACUGCUAAGUGUGUCCACCAGGCGACAGGUAUUCCCGUUGACUUGCAGCGUAACUGGACUAGCCAUGUCACCACACCACGCUUGCGUCCUUCUUUUCAUUUUAUUUCUGGCCGGAGCACAAGGCUUCUCCUUCGGUGGGCAAAAGGACGAGGACUUCGUUGAGGACCCCUUGAUUGAGGAAGAAGAUGAAGAAGAACGCCCCAACGAAAAGACGCCAGACAUGCCUCCCUGGUAUUCCAGCAAGGGAUACCCCUACGACUACGGGAUGGGAGAGGAACUGGGAAACAUGUUCGGCUCUCACAACGAGGACCUCUUCAAGGACAAGGAAUACCUAUUCGAAGAACCCAAAAAGACUUUCGAGGAGAUCUACGAAGAAGUCUUCAGGUUUCAUGACCUCGACAAAGAUGACGCACUCACGCCAGAGGAAGUGAGACGGGCGCUGCUCCACUCGAAGAUCGACAUUGUGGACGCUGCCGGAAAUGAUCUCGUGGACGACGCUCUUGCAUACGACGACAAGGACAAGGACGGAAUGCUCUCACUCGAGGAGUUCCUGCUUUCGCAGAAGACCAACAUGAGCGGCCUCAAGAGUCUCGGAGAGCUGGAGCUAUGACGUGUCACUAGUCACUGAAGUCUGUAACCAAAAUCUGAUAACAGCAUCAGAAAGUUCAGGGUUUGCGACAUUGUUGCUAAUUUUUACGUCUGAAGAAAACCUCCUGUUGAUCUUGGCGUUGUACGCUGUUAAGUGAUGGAGUGUGAUAUCUCAAAGAUAUCUAGACAGCUGUUUGCAAUGAAUAUUUCGCGCUACCGCAUACCGCAAGAGAGGCCACAUUACCCAAUGAAAACCCUACACUGCACAAAGAAUAGCGGCAUCAUAUUUUGGAUUCCUUUGCGAAUAUUUUUUUUUUAAAUCUUUCCAAAAUUAUUUAAGUCCCGUAUUGCAGGAUGUCCCUCCACUUAGUGCUCCUUCUCGACUCGACAAUGUUGAUGGCAGCGCCACCUCGGUAGAAGAAGGCACUGAAAAAGAAUGAUCAUGGCCUCCGAGAUCAUGGCCUCCGCGCACUCUCGAAGGCCGUGGAAUGAUCCUCGGCAGCCAUUCUAAAGAAGAGAGGAGUGAUAUUCAUUCCAGCAUUGGCGCUGUGCUUGACUCUUUUGAGCAAAGGACUAUUUUUAAGUCGAGGCUUGUCUGAGAAUACGGGCGUAAGUCGCAAUGGGAACAGAAAUUGAAGGGAUGACACAGAAAUCAUGACCGCUGUGAGGUCCAAGAUUGAGUGAGCAAUAACUCUUGUUACUGUGCGCACUUUAAAGUCAAUUCACUGUCUCACUGAAGCCUCAACACUGCUACGACGCAACUAGGCGUGUGACAUUCAGGGUUUGAUUACUAUGCACAGCGUGGUAUGCUGAGUUCUUCGCGUGUACCUGAGUAAUUGCAGCGAGAAAUGUGGAGUUUGCAAGGU
Molecule: messenger RNA, 2191 nt
Organism: Rhipicephalus sanguineus (brown dog tick)
Lineage: Eukaryota; Metazoa; Arthropoda; Arachnida; Ixodida; Ixodidae
Exons: 4
Coding region: 802-1347 (181 amino acids)
Molecular function (GO): calcium ion binding
Source: RefSeq, a predicted model, not a curated record